AUGGCGAUUCUCGCGAGCUUGUUGGUAACAGCCGUCGCGCGAAUCAGCCGCUACGACAGCAUGCUGGCCAUGCCAGGAGGAGAAGGGCGAGAGGCGUUCCGGCAGUUUCUGAAGCGAGGGUCGAAGACGCACAAGACGAGCGUGACUAAAGACAGCGAGCCGCAGCAGGAGGGAACUCGCUGGGCGCUUCUUAUCGCCGGCUCCGCCGGUUACGGAAAUUACCGCCACCAGGCGGAUGUGUGUCACGCGUACCAGCUGCUGAGGCGGAACGGCAACCCGCACCCCGGCACCAUCAUCAACCGCCCCGACGGACCUGACGUCUACCACGGCGUUCCCAAGGAUUACACGGGGCGGCACGUGACAGUGAAUAACUUCAUAGCAGCACUGCUGGGGAACGCGUCUGCCAUCAACCCCCUCCCCGCCUUCCCCUGCUCCAUCCCACUUCCUCAUCCCACUUCCUCAUCCCACUUCCUCAUCCCACUUCCUCAUCCCACUUCCUCAUCCCACUUCCUCAUCCCACUUCCUCAUCCCACUUCCUCAUCCCACUUCCUCAUCCCACUUCCUCAUCCCACUUCCUCCUCAUCCCACUUCCUCCUCAUCCCACUUCCUCAUCCUUCCUCCCCUUCCUCAUCCCACUUCCUGCAUCCCACUUCCUCAUCCCACUUCCUCAUCCCACUUCCUCAUCCCACUUCCUCAUCCCACUUCCUCAUCCCACUUCCUCAUCCCACUUCCUCAUCCCACUUCCUCAUCCCACUUCCUCAUCCCACUUCCUCAUCCACUUCUGCACUACUACCCACAUCUCAGGACUACAACGGGGCGGCACGUGACAGCAUGCCCGAGCCUCCGUUCCUCAUGGCUGACGAAGUGGUGGGCGAAUACGACAGUCUCGAUACCGCUGCAGAGGAAGCACCGCACAAGGGCUUUAAGGAGCUGGUUUUCUACCUCGAAGCAUCGUCGCCUGGAUGGAGGACAGUGAUGCCAACGACCUCACACGAGACCCUUCGACAGCAGUACCACCUGGUCAAGGAGCGAACGUCCAACCACGGGACAUACGACGCCGGCUCGCACGUGAUGCUAUACGGGGAGAAGGCUCUCGGCACCGACCCUGUUUCCGACUUCCUGGGUGACGCGUCCCUGGCUCCUGAAGCUGGUGCUAAUAGCGAGGAUGCUUAUAACGAGGACGCGGGCAUGACCCCAUGGAGGAUGUUUGCUGCUGGAGAGGCGGUUGGUGUGGUGGGGCAGCGCGAUGCAGAGGUGCUGCACCUGUGGCACAAGUAUAAGAACGCCCCAGAGGAUUCACCGCGCAAGCAGGCAGCCAUGGCCGCCCUCAGCGAGACGUUCACCCACCGCCGCCACGUGGACCAAUCGGUGCGCGCCACGGUGGCAGCAGCGGUGGGUGAGGGGCGCGUGCAGGCUGUGCUGGAGGGCAGGCAGGCGGAGGGGAGGGCUCUGGUGGACGACUGGAUGUGCCUGCGAGAGAUGGUGCGAGCAUACGAGGCGAGCUGCGGGCGCAUCACGCAGUACGGCAUGAAGCACAUGCGUGCAUUUGCCAACCUCUGCAAUGCAGCUGUGCCCGUUCACACCGUCGCUGCUGCAGCACAGGAGGCAUGCCCUUCCGCCGCCAAUGCUGUUCCCCCAGGGCUGCUUGUUGCGCCAGGAGGGGGUUUCUCGGUGUGA
Molecule: messenger RNA, 1677 nt
Organism: Closterium sp. Yama58-4
Lineage: Eukaryota; Viridiplantae; Streptophyta; Zygnematophyceae; Desmidiales; Closteriaceae
Source: the annotation of a GenBank genome assembly